Mizuhopecten yessoensis (Yesso scallop) is the source of this 4231-nucleotide messenger RNA. RefSeq lists its product as uncharacterized. The transcript has 2 exons. NCBI's taxonomy places the organism in Eukaryota, Metazoa, Mollusca, Bivalvia, Pectinida, Pectinidae. The record is from RefSeq and is a predicted model, not a curated record. Bases 55 to 3675 code for a protein of 1206 amino acids.
CUUUUUCCCUGCUUGUGCUACACAGUGCUCUUUUUAGAUCAAGGUUCAACGACAAUGAAGGUGCCCCCAGAUGUUCGCCAUAUGAAAACAGCCUCUGUGGUCCUGACAAAACUCACACCUACUGACCUCCCGAAGGGCGUCACAUGUAACAUUCAACAAACAGCUACAUGUAGUAUGGUAAACGCUGCGCACAACGCAAGACAGGAUAGCUCCUCGUCGUCAGUGAGCGAGGUCCCGGAAGAUGCCAAAUCAAGAAGGGAUGUAUCAUGUACUACCAGUUAUUCCGAGGAAGGUAGAGCCGGUGAUAUUCAUUCACAUGCGAUUCUAGAUUCAGCAGAGGCUCAGAAAAGCGAAACAGCAUCACUUGACACUUUACCUUUUCCGAGCGCUGAUAGAAACAUGGCGCCUCCAAAACGCGAUUUCAAACAUGAAAGUACCAAGAUAUGCACAUCCGAGAACUUGCCGUAUAUAGAAUCACCAAGGAAACGUAGAAAACUUCAUUUUACCACCUCCCCGAAGAAUUACGAUGCAUACUCACAAGUCCUUCCAGAUGCGGAUAUAAAAGAGAGCAAUAUAACAAGCAAUGCAAACGAGCAGGCAUCAACAUCAAAAGACAAGCAGAUUGGAACCAAAGGCUCAUUGAAUAUGCCUACGGUUAUUGAGAUGAGGUUUGGUAAUCAUGUGAAUGAACCCAGUUGUUCAACCAUUCCCUACAUCAGGAAGAAAAUCAGCGAUACCGUGCUCGGAAAAAUACAGCUUGUCAAUAAUACUGCCAAACAAAUGUCUUGCAAUAAAGAAUUCCUUUCGUCCCACACUGAGAGCAUAUCAAAAGCAUUAUCUGUAAAAUGCUUCGAUGGAAAAACAAUGAAGAAUGUAGAAAGUAGCAUCUGCAAUGAUAAUGAACAAUCGUCUAAAUCCAAAGCUUGUACAAUUAACAGAUGUGAUGUAUCCGUGAAGAGGCCGACCCUUCCUCAUAGUGAUAAAAUCGAUUGCUUCAAUCAGCCAAAGUCUAGUAAGAAAUCCAAGACCAAAUUAGAGAACAUAACAGCAAAGUUGAUGAGAGAGAAACAAGAAGCAGUCAACUUUGCUUCAACGGAAUCUAUUUGCUUAAACUCUUCACCCUACUCAUCGAAAAUCAAACGUGAAACAUUGGGUACUGCUGAGUACACGUCUAUCAUGCCGAUGAACAGACAACAUUCCGCGGAUCAGAGAGGUCACCGAGCCAGAAAACGACCAGUCCAGAAACAGUAUUUACGCGCUGGUUCCGCCAUAAACGUAUCAUUGAAAGAAUUGAUCCCCAAAGAACGAUGUUCCUCUGUGCCUUCUUCUAGUGAAAACAAACUAAACGUGACAAGAAAAAUGCUUAAGACGGCAAUAUCAGCAAGUACAGAUAGUAUUAAGGCUAAAUACAUACCACAGGAAGACUGGCUUCAGGGAACACAGAAGAACGUUCCAAAUAUUCUCGUAAAAUCUAAAUUUGCUACAAAGUCAAAAGGAUCGUCCAACCUAGAACAAGCUGCGACCUGCUCCAAGUCAUCUACAUCAGACCAAAUGUGUAAAGAUAGCUCAGAAACGGCUUCAGUGGAACUAUGUAGACUGCAGAAAAACAAAAGUAUAGGAAAUCCCGAGAUUUUGACAAAGAUUAAACCUAAGAAAAACAGGAAAAAACAGGGCGAAUCAUUCACGGACGAGCUGGUACAACCCGGUCCAUCCGGAUAUCGGAAGAUCUCUGGAGUAGUUGUAGAAGGGAACGCCUUGACAGAGACGUCAGACAAGUCUGACCAUAUUAGUGACACUGGCAGGAUCUCGCCGAAAAAGGAGCGGACGUCAAAUGCUGUACAUAUAAAGAGUGCAAACGCAUUCCCACACAUGAAAGAAUUGCAUCUUCCUGUAAAAGGGUCCCAAAUGCCAAUCAUUAAAACAUCCCCGCAGAAAGGCAAACGUGUAACAUCAACAUACAAAAACGAAAUAGGAUCUGAUAGUCCGAUAUCCUUUAACUUUUCAUCAAAAAUAAAAACAGACAUUCCCAAGGACACGAAUGAAGUAGUAGAAACAACCAGCCUACCAAGUAAAAGCACACCUUCAAUAAAACCAGUGGUCCAGAUGGGCAGUUUUGCCAUCAGUAAAUCACAGGAAAUAAUCCCGAUCAAAUCAAAUGAAUCCUUUCUAACUCCAAACACAAAGCAAAAUGUUAUCACUCCUAAGCGUGUUGGUCAUGCCAUCUCCUAUGCUGAAUACUGCGCGCAGAUGGAUGACGCGGAAGCCUCACAUGACGCGGCGAAGAGCAAGCCAAGAUGGAAUUCAGAGUUUGACGUUGUCAAGGUAACGGAGACUCAGAAAAGUGACGUAGACAUCCGCAACAAUCUCAACGAUCAGUUACGAGACGAUGCUAAUUCCUUGUUGAAAAAACUAAAUCAAUUACAUGUGAAUAAUAGCAAGUGUUCGGAAGAUACCAAGAGUGCACAAUAUUCUGAUACUGUCGGUGAGCACGAUUGUUCUGAAGUAGUAAUCAAACAAGAAAAAGAUGAAGAUCCUAUUAAAGUAGACAUAGAUGAUGAUGAUGAUGACACAGCCAGUGUACACCUGUCAGAUCAUAGAUACACGAAGACUCCGGACGCCUCGCCCGCCAAGCCCCUAACUAAGGACAUUCUCCACCAAAUUUCGACCAAGUCUGGUACUGUAGCGAUGGUUAACCGUAAACAGACAACCGAAGUGGAACGUAAACAGCCCGUAUAUGCCGUGAAAUACGGUAACAAGCUCUUCCUCAUACAUAGCAAAGACGACAAGAAUAACGGGGACGUUAAAACAGGAACGAACAAUCCAAAGGGGGUAUCAAGUUUUAAGGCCAUUUCUCCAAAGAUCGAAAUUAAAACAGACAAAGAACAGACACUUAAAGACAGUCCGAAUUUGGCUAAGAAAAAGACUAAUCGUAAAAUUAAUACAGGUAAAUUAGUUCCAAAACGCAAAUUGGAUUUUAUAAGGCAGCUAGUGCUGAAUCAGAAAUAUUUGAGACGGAAAAAGAAGCAAGAAAAACAGUCUAUUUAUUCGUGUAGAUCCAACAGAACGUCCGUUAUCAGGAAUGCCAAGGUAGUCUACAUCACGCGAAGCAACGACACGAUACAGACCACUACGUCUAGAGUAAGUAUCACCCUUACCAAGGGUACAGACGCGGAGUUGAAGCGCUGGAGUAGAUACGCCGACUUCAAGGCACAACUCACCUACCAUGACGAGGACAACACAUUGAUACAUAUCAAGGUCGACGAGCUCCAGCCUGGUUUCUACAAAAUGAUGCCAGUAAGUGACACGUCCGAUACAAAAACAACCACAGUGAUUCUGAGCUGUCUACCUCCUCAUCCUGACGCCAUUACAGAAGGGGACGCCUUCAUCGCUGUCGGACCAUUGCGAAAUGUUGUGGACACGGGAGAGGACGUGAAACAAACCGAGGAAUGGUCGUUAUCCCAACUCGGCAAAAAUCUCAUCUCAAUUCUUCCGUCCACAGCCAUGUGUCAUGGUAACCUGUAUUCUAGCGAUGUCAGUUACCGCCCCAAGAUGGAUGCACGGGAAUGGUAUGGAGCUAGCGUUUUUGACAUCUUUACAAGAAAGUAUUGCCGCCAGAAGAGAGUUUUGCAGCGGCGAAAGUGGGACAAAAACCCGUACGACAAAACCUUCAAUUAGAAGCGAUGUCGUUACUCUUACCAUACAAGUACAACUCUUACCAUUGAAGUACAACCAGGUCAGCUCCCUAAUGCAGAGUGUCAAGUUCUGGAUUUGUAAGAAGACAUUUUCAACAAACGACACGGAGAGGAACCCUGAAGUAAAUCGUCCAACGGUCAAGAAAUGAAUAUUCAUGACAAUAUGAACAAUCAGCACGGAAAGGAAUCCUACAGCAAAGUCAACACCUGAUAUGUAAUGAAUGGUUUACAACCCUUCCAACAAGGACCGGAAUUCUACACGUUAACGUUCAAAUGUCAAGAAUUGAAAACCUAUACCAGCAUGGCUGAAACAGGGCUUGAAAGUCUAGUUGUGUUAUUCCUUUACAAAUCUAUUAAAUGCUAUACGACAUCCAUUACAAACCACACGUCAAGGAUACACUGCAGACACGAAUAACUCCAUUACAAACCACACGUCAAGGAUACAUUGCAGACAAGAAUAACUCCAUUACAAACCACACGUCAAGGAUACACUGUAGACACGAAUAAAUCCAUUACAGACCAUACGUCAAGGAUACACU